Molecule: messenger RNA, 1496 nt
Organism: Labeo rohita (rohu)
Lineage: Eukaryota; Metazoa; Chordata; Actinopteri; Cypriniformes; Cyprinidae
Gene: pex12
Product: peroxisomal biogenesis factor 12
Exons: 3
Coding region: 251-1303 (350 amino acids)
Biological process (GO): protein monoubiquitination; protein import into peroxisome matrix
Cellular component (GO): peroxisomal membrane; peroxisomal importomer complex
Molecular function (GO): zinc ion binding; protein binding; ubiquitin-protein transferase activity
Source: RefSeq, a predicted model, not a curated record
GUGAAAACACAGAGGAACAACGCCACUAACAGGAAAAAACAUUGACGGUUAUAUAUGACAGUUAAACCGUGUAUCGAUUCGCGAAGUGUAAUUUUGGUGUCUAAAUUGACGGUUUUAGUAAAAUGAUAAAAAAUGUUAUAUUUAAAAGACUUUUAGCACUAUUUAUGCAUUUUUUUUUUUAGAUAGCUUUGUUGUUGUCUGAACUGUGAAGUUCGCCGUUCUUGCUCACAUCUGUAUUGAGCCCAGUAUAAUGGCAGAGCGAGGUGCACAUUUAACAACAGCAGCUCCAGCUGAAGACAGACCGUCCAUAUUUGAGGUUUUAGCUCAGGACUCUUUGAUGAGCGCUGUUAAACCUGCAUUACUGCAUGCUGUGAAGAUCCUUGCUACGUCUAACCCCGCUCGCUAUGGAAUUCUUUGGAGGAGGUUUGAUGAGAUUUAUGCUGUGCUGGACGUGUUAUUGCAGCAUCAUUUCCUUUCCCGUACCAGCGCCUCUUUCUCAGAGAACUUCUACGGUCUGAAGCGUGUAGGAGAUGACGGCACACGGGCAGCUCAUCUGGGACUUCGGCGCAGACAGCACUGGCGCUCUUUGUUCCUUCUGGCGCUCCUUCCUUACCUCCACACCAAACUGGAAAAAGUCCUGGCUCGACAGAGAGACGAGGACGAUUUCUCCAUCCGCUUGCCGCAGUCCUUCAUGCAGAAGUUGUACAGGGCUUUUUUGGCUGCGUAUCCCUUCGUGUGCAUGGCAUGGGAUGGCUGGGUCUUUUGCCAACAGCUUUUGUAUGUUUUCGGCAAAACACGGACGCAUUCUCCGCUUCUGUGGCUGGCAGGGGUUAAACUCUCAUAUCUCACGGCUAAUGACAUACACGGCCUGGAUCUCAAACCAUCGGGCCCGGCACUGAGCCCCAAUCAAAGCUUUGGAGAGAAAUUUCAGCGCUUGGUCUCUACAGCGGUUGGUGGUGUGGCUGUAUCUCUUUCAACCAGCCUCUCGAUUGGAGUGUUUUUCCUCCAGUUUCUGGAGUGGUGGUAUUCAUCUGAGAACCAGAGCACGGUUAAAUCCUUGACCUCCCUUCCAACCCCUCCACCGCCUCUCCAUCUUCACAGCCAGGAGACGUCACACACACACAUCAAAGUCUGUCCGCUCUGUAGGAAAGUGCGCAACAAUGACACCGCGCUGGCCACUUCAGGCUAUGUGUUUUGUUAUAAGUGUAUAUAUGUGUAUGUCAAAGCCAAUCACAGGUGUCCUCUCACCGGCUACCCGUCAGGACUGCAGCACCUCAUUAAAAUAUACACACCUGAUGGAUAGACUGGCCAAAUGUGUUAGUUUUGUUUCCAAGAUGCUUAUUAAUGUGGAUUUGAUUUUACAUAAUUAUUGCACAUUGUUCAGGUGAAGAACAGGUUUAAUAUUAAAUGUUGUACUAAGGAAAGCUAAAAUGCUUAAAAUGGUUAUAAUAGACUGUUAAUUUAUGAAAUGUGUAAAUAUUAAAUUUGUACUGAUA